This is a messenger RNA of Oryza sativa Japonica Group (Japanese rice), 3000 nucleotides long. RefSeq names its product probable LRR receptor-like serine/threonine-protein kinase At4g37250. NCBI's taxonomy places the organism in Eukaryota, Viridiplantae, Streptophyta, Magnoliopsida, Poales, Poaceae. Gene Ontology annotation, biological process: protein phosphorylation. The record is from RefSeq and is a predicted model, not a curated record. Gene Ontology annotation, molecular function: ATP binding; protein kinase activity; protein binding.
AUUAAUUACGUGUACAAAUUUUCAGCCCAUCAAACGGGCGACACUAUUAAACUUGCUCUAAAGGGUGAUGAUGAGCUAUCCAUUUCACUCAUUUAUUCAUUCACAUUCUUGCAUGAUUGAACACUCCCUUUCAUCCCUCAUAACCCCUUUUGACAACAUAGAAAGAGGGGCAGAGACAGACAGACCCCUUUUGAUACUACUUUAGUCAGACAGAGCCCCAGAGAGAGAGAGAGGGGGGGAUCUACUACUACUCCACUCCACUCACUCACUCUAGAGUGAGUAGAGCCUAGCUAUCUAUCCAACCAUCUUCUCUUCCUUCCCUCUUUACAACAAGAGAGUUUUUGGUGAACUACCAUCCUACUAUCCCUAACCAAUCCAAAACCCUCAUUCCCUUCUUAUGCCCUCAAAUCUCCAUGCAUGCCAUUGGCAUCUCCAUUCCAUGUCGUCGUCCAUGGCGAUCUCGUUGCUGCUGCUCCUCCUCCUCCUUGGCGCCGGCCACAUGACCCAGCCGACGGCGGCGGCGCUCAACCAGGACGGCGUGCUGCUCCUCUCCUUCAAGUUCUCGCUCUUGGCUGACCCGCUCGCCUCCCUCGCCGGCUGGGGCUACUCCGACGACACGCCCUGCGCCUGGAACGGCGUCGUCUGCAUGGCCUUCCCGUCGUCGUCGGCGUCGGAGGCGGCGAGGGUGGUGAGCGUCGUCCUGCCCAACGCGCAGCUGGUCGGCCCCAUUGCCAGGGAGCUCGGCCUCAUCGAGCACCUCCGCCACCUCGACCUCUCCGGCAACGCGCUCAACGGCACCGUCCCCGUCGAGCUGCUGCGCGCGCCGGAGCUCCGCGUGCUCUCGCUCGCCGGCAACGGCAUCAACGGCGCCCUGCCCGACCAGGUCGGCCAGCUCCGCAGCCUCCGCGCGCUCAACCUCGCCGGGAACGCCCUCUCCGGCCCCAUCCCGGCGAACCUCACCCUGCUCCCCAACCUCACCGCCGUCUCCUUGGCCAACAACUUCUUCUCCGGCGCGCUCCCCGUCGGGGGCUUCCCGGCGCUGCAGGUGCUCGACGUCAGCUCCAACCUCCUCAACGGCACGCUCCCGCCGGACUUCGGCGGCGCCGCGCUGCGCUACGUCAACCUCUCCUCCAACCGCCUCGCCGGCGCCAUCCCGCCGGAGAUGGCGUCGCGCCUGCCGCCCAACGUCACCAUCGACCUCUCCUACAACAACCUCACCGGCGCCAUUCCCACGCUGGCGCCCUUCACCGUGCAGAGGCCCACGGCGUUCGCGGGCAACGCCGAGCUGUGCGGGAGGCCGCUCGACAGCCUCUGCGCCUCCGCCGCGGAUCCACCCAUCAAUGGCACGGCACGCUCGCCGCCGGCCAUCGCGGCGAUACCCAAGAACCCCACCGAGGCGCUGCCCGGCGAUGACACCGGAGCGCCGGCGUCAGGAUCAGGCCAGCAGGGCAGGAUGAGGAUGGCCACCAUCAUCGCCAUCGCCGCCGGCGACGUGGCCGGCAUCGCCGUCCUGGUGGUGGUGUUCAUGUACGUGUACCAGGUGAGGAAGAAGAGGCAGCGGGAGGAGGCGGCGAAGCAGAGGAUGGGCGUCGUGUUCAAGAAGCCGGAGCCCGACGAGUCGCCGGACGGCAUCGGCCGGAGCCUGUCGUGCUGCCUGCGGAAGAAGGCCGGAGACGAGAGCGACAGCACGGAGGAGGUGACUGACACGUCGGCGUCCAAGGAGGGCGUCGUCGCCGCCAAGGCCAAGACGGACGACAAGAAGGGCAAGGACGGCGGCGGCGGCGCGGUGCUGGUGACGGUGGACGGAGAGGUGGAGCUGGAGAUGGAGACGCUGCUGAAGGCGUCGGCGUACAUCCUGGGCGCGGCGGGCAGCAGCAUCGUGUACAAGGCGGUGCUGGCCGACGGCGCCGUGCUGGCGGUGCGCAGGAUCGGCAGCGACGACGCCGGCGUGAGGCGGUUCAGCGAGUUCGACGCCCACAUGCGCGCCAUCGCCAGGCUCCGCCACGCCAACAUCCUCCGCCUCCGCGGCUUCUACUGGGGACCCGACGAGAUGCUCCUCAUCCACGACUUCGCCGCCAAUGGCAGCCUCGCCAACAUCUCCGUCAAGAGGAAGACGGGGUCGUCGCCGAUCAGCCUGAGUUGGAGCUCGCGGCUGCGCAUCGCGCGCGGCGUGGCGAGAGGGCUGGCCUUCCUCCACGACAAGAAGUUCGUGCACGGCAACGUUCGCCCCAGCAACAUCCUGCUCGACGCCGACAUGGAGCCGCUAUUGGCGGACCUCGGGAUCCACCGGCUCAUCCGCGGCGGGGACACGCUCAAGCCGGCGGCUGCGGCGGGGGCGGGGCGGUUCGGGAGCAAGCGGUCGGCGAAGAGCUUGCCGGACCUGUCGCCGCCGCCGGGCGCGAGCCCGCUGGCGGGGCCGUCCGGGUCCGGCGACACAGCGGUGGCGCAGUACCAGGCGCCGGAGGGCGUGAAGAACCCCAAGGCGAACGCCAAGUGGGACGUCUACUCCUUGGGCAUGGUGCUCCUCGAGCUGGUCGCCGGGCGCGCGCUGACGAGCCUGGAGCUCUGCCAGUGGAGCUCCGCGGAGGAGAGCGGGCAGCAGGUGUUCCGGCUGGCCGACGCGGCGCUGCGCGGGGAGAUGGCCGGGAGGGAGGAGGCGCUGGCGAGCUGCCUCCGGCUGGGGUUCGCGUGCUGCGCCAUGGCGCCGCACAAGAGGCCGUCCAUGAAGGAGGUGGUGGCGGCGAUGGACAGGAUACCGUCGCCGUCGUCGUCGGCUCAGUGACGCACGCACGCCGUUCAUUCUUCAUCUCUUUUUUCUCCUCCAUGUCCCAAACCUGUAAACUUGUUGAGUUCUUGAUGCUUUGCACCAUGCAUGUAGUAGUUUGCUCGCUGUUGGUUUUGCCAUGGUUUUCCAGCCCAAUUUCUGAAAGGAAUUGGUGUGUUUUGUUCAUACCAUCAUAUUAUCUUUGCCUGUUAAUAUGAGUUGAUUAUUCAUUUGCA